AAAAAAAAUAAAAGGCAAAAUGGCCGACCCUCGUGUAUAACUAGACGUUGUUUAUCUCGGGGUUUUUUUGGGCCCAUAUUUUCUUCCGUUAAUCUUAAAUUCUUGUCAUAAAAUUUCCAGUUGCAAAUGUCUCUUAACACGUUCGUCAUUGCAGUAUUCCUGAUUGGUUGAUUCGACAACGAAACAAAAUGUACCUAUUCAUAAAAUGUCUGGAACUGAUGGUGAAGACGAUUACAAGGCCCUUCAGAGCUUUGGUGAUGGUGAAGGCGAUGAUGAUCUUGGUCUCUUUGGAGAUUUAUCAUCUUUUGAAGGGCUGGCUCUUGAAGAAGAUGCUGCUGAAAGUGGAAGCUUGUGCCCUCAGUGUUUGGAAAAAUACAAAAAUCCCAGAGUCUUAUCAUGUCUCCAUGUUUUGUGUGAAAACUGCCUGAAGGAGUUGCUUGCUGUAGACAAUGAAGACGGGUGUGAAAAUGUGAUUUAUUCAGGGAGAAGCAAACCACAUAGGGCUUUUAUUGUAUGCCCACUAUGCAAACAGGAGACCUCAGCAGGAGAACGAGGUUUAAGUUCACUGCAUCUGGAUCCGGUAUAUCAAAAAAAGACUGCUUCGGAUUCCUGUCUUUCUGGGUUGAUAUGUACCAGCUGCAAAGCCAAUGAGGAAGCUGUUGCAAAGUGUAUGGAUUGUGACAAUUUAUUGUGUCCCAAUUGUUACUCAGCUCAUAAAUAUAUGCGCUGCUUUGAUAAUCAUUCGGUUAUCACAUUCGAAGAGUUGAGUCAAUCCGGUCAAUCUGUGCCUAUAAGGAGAAAUCCAAAUUGUCCAAGACAUCCUACUGAAAGCUUCAAGUAUUUUUGUAAUACCUGUCAGGUUGCCACUUGUACCCAGUGUUUGAACACCUUUCAUUUGGCUUUAGAACACAGAACAGAGCGAUUGACCGACGCAGAAGCACGUUGCCGAGCCGAGUUGACACAGUUCAGCGAAGAAAUAAGCGUCCGCCAAAACUCAUGUCGUAUCAAUGCAAACAAACUGGAAAAAAUGUUGGGGGAACUGCAACACCAACACGAUGCGGCUAAAGCAACCAUUGCGGAAGUUCACCAAGCUUAUGUUGCACUGUUAGAAAAGAAACGGGAACAGAUGCUUGAAGAGCUCGAGGCCCUUCACAGUAAACAGGAAUUAAGCAUAAUGGAAGCUUGUCAACGAGUAGACCGCACACGUGAUCGUAUUCAGACGGCCCUGCGCUAUACCAAAAUGCUAUUGGGCGACGCUGAACCGGCUGGCCUGUUACAUCUUUCUGCUAGUAUUAAAGCCCAGAUGCAGUUGCUGCAUAAUGCGGCAUCACGAAAUGACGAAGUGGAUGUGCUUUUAAAAUUCGAAUCAAAUCUGUCACGUUUCGAAGAUGCGCUGAAUGGCUCGUAUGGCUAUUUCGCCCAACAUGGUAGCAGUGGUGUAAACAGUAGCGGUGUUCCAUCUAAACCAGUGUCUUCUCUGGGCUUGCCGACACCUUCAUCAACUCCACUGCCUCCUUCACCUACCCAUUCAUCUCCAUUGGAAACGCAACCUUCUUCUUCUGGCAAUUUGUCUAAUAUCGGCUACGGGAUGUCUUCGGGCAUGUUAAAAAACGAUCUCACUCACUCGGGCUUGCUGUCAUCAAUGGCCGACAUGACCAACGCGCCACCCGACCUCUCGGCCGCCUUAAGCCUGUCAUCGUUCGCCAAUUCGAUGUCGUCUUCGUCAUCGUCUCCUUCGAUGAGGGCUCUUGAUCUCAACUCGCUGGGAUCAGUCGGUUCUAUGACGUCCAUACAAGAGUACAAUCUGCAGCAGCUGGCCUCACUAGCUGGCAAAGCUGAAUGCCAAAACCCGAUUCAACAGCAACACCACCAUAUUCAUCAGCAACAGCAACAUCAGCGCCAGCAAGCCGGUCUGCCCCCGCCGCGUGGCACUCCGUCCCCUCAUCCUACGUCGCCCUUUACGCUUGCCGACUUGCUAGCAGGCGACAUGAACGUUACCAGUCACGCUUUCACGAAUCUUCAAGCCUUGGCCAAGCUCGGCUCUCACAAAGGUUCUUUAGGUAUGGAUGCCUUAGGAGGAGCAAGUCAUGGAGUCUCCUCAUUGGGCCAUUCUGGAAUGCAGAGCUUGGGCACUAAUCUAGGGCUAUUGGUGAAUGGCGGUGGGUCGUCGUCCGUAAGCCACAACGGUGGACUAGGUGGUCCGCCUCUGUCCCCUCACGAUGCAUCAUUGCUUGCCUCGGCCCUAAGUGCCCCUCCGUUCAUUCCGUCGAAUUCGCCACGGCCAUCUUCUGCCGUCUCAGCCUCGUCAAGUGCCUCUUAUACUGCCGGUAGCAGCACUGGAACCUUGGCAUCCAAUCCAAAGUACAUCCCUAUGCAAACCCGCGUUCGUUUUGGACAACUAGGCUCGGCAAAAGGGCAAUUCAAUUCGCCCCAUGGCUUCUGUUUGGGCAUUGAUGAAGACAUCGUCGUCGCUGACACCAACAAUCAUCGCAUUCAGAUAUUCGACAAAGACGGGCUGUUCAAACAUGACUUCGGCAAUCCUGGUAAAGAAGAAGGCCAACUUUGGUAUCCGCGUAAAGUUGCCGUCAUUCGCCAGACCGGAAAAAUCGUCGUGUGUGACCGCGGAAACGAGCGCUCAAGAAUGCAAAUUUUCUCACGAACAGGCCAGUUUAUCAAACGGAUCGUUAUACGGUACAUAGAUAUUGUAGCUGGCUUGGCUAUAAAUGAACAAGGUCAUAUUGUUGCCGUCGACUCCGUGUCGCCAACCGUCUUCCGAAUAACUGAAAAUGGCGACUUGAUCAAAUGGUUUGAUGUGUCCGAUCGGAUGCGCGAACCCUCAGAUUUGGCCAUUCACGGGAAAGAGUACUACAUCUGCGAUUUCAAGGGUCAUUGCGUGGUGGUAUUUAAUGAAGAAGGAGAAUACGUCCGUCGAAUCGGGUGCGAAUCUAUUACCAAUUUCCCCAACGGCAUUGACAUAUCGGAUGCUGGUGACGUUCUUAUUGGAGAUUCUCAUGGAAAUCGCUUCCAUGUGGCUGUAUUCUCCCGCACUGGUUUCCUGCUUUCUGAGUUUGAGUGCCCGCACGUCAAAGUCUCACGCUGCUGUGGACUCAAGAUAACAUCUGAAGGUUUUGUGGUGACACUGGCCAAAAACAACCAUUACGUCCUCGUGCUCAACACAUUGUACAUCGUAUAAGAAAAAGGCGCACUACAACAAACCAAGGUCGUGGGACGCCGACGGUUUAACUGGGAAAAGACGUUUUUUUGCUUCCAUAAUCGGCGAUGCCCAACUCAUCAGAUGAUUUUCUCAUUCGUUCAACAGUGUGACCCAACAGCGCAGGUCACCCAACACUUUGUGCCUUCGACUGCGUCCCCUUUUCGCGUUUUACACACUCACCGAUGUUUUCGUUUUUUUUCAAUGGCCAGUUUACGGAUACUUAACUGUUCAUUUUCAAGCGUUACCUUUUGAUCCCUCCUCCGACAGGCCUGUGGUUCGUUUUGUUUUUUUAACUGCUUGUGUCAGUUAAGCAGGUCCAGUGAAUUGUUCGAAGGAUGGAGAACAUAUUCAAUGGCCGUCAUACCGAAGGGUGUGCAUGACGAGUGGGUCCAUUUAUUGAUUAUAACCUUCAGCGAGGUGGCGAACUUCUGCACCAAUCAUUGAGCAAUAUUUAGAGUGAAUUUCUCAUUUUUUCCUUUUCCUUUCACCUGGAACCUGAAUGUGUUUGAUGCUAAUCGUUCCUAGUCACUCCCACCCUUUGUCGUCCUAUUCCCCCCACCCCCCACCAAGUACUACGGAACUGUUUUGAGUCAAGGAAACGAAAAAUCUGACGCCGUGUCUUCCAUUUUUUUGCAAUAACUGGAUACCCGAAUUUUUGCAAUUCGUUGUGGUCUUUGGUUUUUGCGACUAGGAGUAGAUUGACGUAAAUCACUUUGUCACAUUCCAAUUCUUUGUUUAUUAUGUGAAAUUAAGUCAGAGCAAAGUCCCCCCUUUUUUUUUGGUUUUUCUUUCCAAGCAAAUAGUCAUGAUGUUCGUGAAAUAGCUGUUUAGUUUUGUCAAAAACAUCCCCAAAAAAGAAAAAAAAAAAAGAAUAAUCCGGAAAUUUCAAGGUAUACAGAAAGUCAUGGAAUAAAACGUGCCUUAAAUUUCAGUUGUCUGCCCCCUCCCCCCCAGUCCACCAGAAGAUAAGAUAAAAACCUAGAUUUCGUAAUAUGUAUUCUUCACCCAAUCAUCUCUUCGAUUUCCCUUGUUUUGCCAAUGCGGUUUUGAAACCUAUGGGGCUUGGCCCUUUUUCUAGUUGAUCUACCACGAUCUAGUUUUAACCGUUUUGUUAUUGGUUAACUCACUUUUCCUUGUCGUUACGGUUGUGGAAGUCCGAUGAUAUUCAGAACUCAAAUCUACUCCAUGAUUUCAGUUUGUGUUUCCAUCCGUUACCAACGAAAAAUGUUCUCGUCGUCGAGAAGGAUCGUUCAAAGUGUAUGGUUUAUACACUUUGUCCUGCUUCCACACGUGAAAUGUUUUUUUGCUUUGUAAUGGGUAGUCAUGUGCUGAUUUUCUAAAUUCUUUUUUCCCCUCAUGUAUCGCGUCCAAGCUCAAUAUUCCGUUUGCCAAUUGUUUCAUUCUUUUUUUUUUCUUUUUGCGUUUCCGUUCCAACUGUUUAAAACGCUCGGCCGUUUGUUUUGUCUGUGUUUUUCAAAUGAGAAGUCACUUUUGAAAUAACUCUAAUCUUUGGCCACGGAAGCUUUACGUCUUUCGACGCCAGAUGAGCCAGUUAUAAAUAUAUAUCUAGAUUCUCGUGUAUCCCAAGUCUUUCUGCGUGACUGAGUGCGCCGUUUCGUUUAUCACGUGCUUGCUUUCUCCGGGCCAGUGCGAGAAAGGGCGAAGAGUCGGAUGGCAAACUCGCCUUCGAGUUGAUCCACAUAUCCUAUUAUGCCUCUUCGUUUCUUUUUGUGUUUUUCUUUCUUUACUUUCAGUCCACCUUUUCUCAUCAUCCGGGCUAGCCAAAUGUCCAAAACCAAGAAUUUUGUUUUGUUUUUUUUUUGCUCCUUUUUUUUUUCCUUUUUGUUGUCAUUGUUCUUAACGUAUACGUGUCUUCUUUUUCCCAGGGUUCGCUUUCUUUUAGUUUCUAUGUCUGUUGCAAAGAGACCUUGGUGCCACCGUUAUGUUAUCCACGUCAUAAUUCGCGCAAGUGAAGGAGCUCCGUCUCCUAGGAAACGAAAUCUAUUUUUCAUUUACUCUCGAGUUGGUAAAAAAUAACAAAACCUCCUGGAAUUGGGUGAUCCCUUGUCAAGUAUGUUUGUCGUCACGCUUUUGACCAUCUUUUGUGGUUCUUUUCUUCUCGCUGCUUCUUUUGGCCGCGAUCCUUGUGUUUUCUUUUUCAUUCUCUUCGCGAAGCAAUUCUCUAUAAUCUCCAUAAAUUUGUUUGAUUGUUCGUUUUUUUUUUCACGAUGUGUAUUGAUUUUCUUUUUCUCUUUUUAAAAACCAUUGAAUACACAGUUUUUUU
Molecule: messenger RNA, 5498 nt
Organism: Daphnia carinata
Lineage: Eukaryota; Metazoa; Arthropoda; Branchiopoda; Diplostraca; Daphniidae
Gene: mei-P26
Product: brain tumor protein-like
Exons: 12
Coding region: 206-3193 (995 amino acids)
Biological process (GO): positive regulation of DNA-templated transcription
Cellular component (GO): chromatin; nucleoplasm
Molecular function (GO): protein binding; zinc ion binding; ubiquitin-protein transferase activity
Source: RefSeq, a predicted model, not a curated record